AGAGAAAUUCACCUGGAUAUGAUGCGAAAAAUAAGAAAAUGGGUAUAUUUACAACAUGGCAACUCAUCCCGGCGAGAGGCAAGUCCCACGAGGAUGAGGCAGUGAUGUUCGAACUGUGAAAGGGAGAGGGUGUCAGUGUCCGUCCGGGAAUGGUGAUGUGAUCUGAGUGCCUUCACAAUACAGUGCCUGGUGAUAGUGGUGUGUUGUUGUGAUUACAUGAGCCACUGUGGUGUGUAGUGAGUGGGAAUAGUGAACGCUGUGGAUGUACUAGUGCUUAACGACACAAUCACCAUUAUCUUCUUUGCUAUGAACAUGAGAGGCUGCGGGCGUCCGUGAUGGUGGGCGUGCCUGGCGGAGCAGCUGGUGGAGGCGUGGGUGUGGGAGUGGGUGUGGGCGGGGAGGGUGUGGGCGGGGGCGAGGGGGAGGCGCUAAGGAGGGCGGCGGCGGAGGGAAACACUGGGAAGCUUCUGGCGCUGCUGGAAGAAGGAGCGUCAGUAAACAAAAGUGAUGAGUGCGGAAGAACACCCCUGCACUGGGCUUGCUCGCGCCGCCAAGCCAACGCGGUCGCCAGCCUUCUGCUCAACGGUGCCAAGGUCAACUCAGCGGACAGUUGCGGGUACACGGCGCUGCAGCGAGCCUCCUGCGAGGGACACAUAGACAUCGUGCGGCAACUCAUCAAGCACAGCGCCAAUGUUGACCACCAGGAUGACCAGCACGGGAACACGGCGCUGCACGAGGCCGCCUGGAAGGGGUACAGUCAGACAGCAGAGGCCCUGGUGCGAGCCAAGGCCAAUGUGUACAUCAAGAAUAAAGGAGGAUUUGCCCCUCUUCACCUCGCCUGCCAGAACGGACACAACCAGACCUGCCGCAUCCUUCUGUUAGCCGGAUGUAAGCCUGACAUCAAGAAUAAUUAUGGAGACACGCCGCUACACACCGCGGCGCGCUACGGUCACGCUGGAGUAACGCGUAUCCUCCUCUCCGCCCGAAGCCACGUCGCCGAGAUGAACAAGAAUGGAGACACAGCCCUGCACAUCGCAGCAGCCAUGGGGAGAAGGAAGCUAACCAAGAUAUUGCUGGAGUCUGGUGCUAGCCAGACCAUCAAGAACAAGCAAAAUGAGACACCAGGAGACAUAGCAAAACGGAAAGAGUUCAACCAAAUCUUGGAGAUCCUGAAGAAUCCUCCGCCGGUGGUUUCUCCAGAAGAGCGGCUGAGAAGGGAGCAGGAGCAGAAGAAGAAGGAGGAGAAAGAGAAAAAGGGAGCAUCAGGGGCUAGCAAAGACAGAGGAAAGGGGGACAAGAAGAGGGGCAAGACCAAUGAUAGUGGCACCUCCAGCAAAGACAGCAGCACUCGGGCAAAGGAGAAGAAAAAACACAAGACAGAGCACAAGGAGAAGAAGAGAGGCAAGCAAGUGCAGUGGUCACCAUAUGGCUGUCAGUACUACCCACCAAUGUCGCAUCAAGACCUAGCCAUUCCCAACAUUGACUCUCUCCCCAAUGAUCCUCUAGGCAAGGGUGAGCAGUACUUCAUUGACCUCGCAGGGAACAUCAAGAAGGGGCCAGUGGGGGUGGGUUAUACCUGCUACUGUGCGCCUUUCUUCAAGAAUGUGGAGGACAAGCUGGAGAAGGACAAGGUGGCUCUGAUGGACCAUAUUGAUGCUGCUCAUGACAAACUGGAUGCCAAGAUCACCAACCUGGAACACCGCACAAAGUCACACAUUCAGCACCUCAGUGAUAAUGUGAAGCAGAAGCUGGCGGAUGAGAAGGAGGAGUGUCGGCAGCGUGUUGAGAGAACCAAGGCAGCCAGGGAGACGCAAGCUGAGUCUCGAAUAGCACAGCUGCAGCAGUGGGUGGAGCGGCGUCUGGGUAACAGAAGCUCCAAUCCUCAAGUUCUUCCCAGGUCCCUCCUACUCAGGGGCUCAAUGAGAAGACCUAAAGAACCUCCACCUGGCCAUUACCCUCUAUCAAGGUCUAGAUCAGAGGAGGCAAUCUCAGAAUAUCGUGAGGAGGGUGAGAGUGACCGAGAUUCAGUAUACAAGGGAUUGCGAGUACUAGAUCACCCCACAUCCAUGUACAACAUUCCCCAAAAGGUGCAUGAUGAACAUGACGCUUUCAUCUACGACUCUCCCAAAGCCAUCCCCUCACUGGUGCCCGGUGCCCUCCGCUGCCCCUCACCCACUGACCACCCCUCCAGGAGUCAGUCUGCUGAUAGCCGAGGACAUGGACCUGCAAAAAGAACAUUAGAAAGACGCAGUCAUUCUCUUGACGCCAGAAAUAUCCUUGAAAGUUCUGAAGAUUUGCAUAAUGGAAAGACAAAGAGAAGUGUUGAAUCACCUGUCUCUCCACCAGCGAGGGAUGUCCUUAAUGAGUCUGCCAGCAGUGAUUUAUCUGGUGGACUGCGGGGGAGUAGAAGCAGCAGAGGCCUCAGUGGCUCCUCCAUGCACGGGUCUCCAGUUAUACGUAGAAUGGGGCGAUAUUCACCUGCUAAUCCUUCACCACUCCUCAGACAUCCUGAUCUAUCAACACCAACAGAGGCCUCAGCUCCGCCUGCCACUAGACCUUCACCUCUCCACCACACAGACCUCAACCAGGCUGUGGACAACCUAAGAGUAUCACAGUCACAUGCUGAAAAUGGCGCCAUACCAAAGACAACUGUGCGAUCUGAGGAGACUCACUGCACCAGAAACAAUGAGAUGAGCCAAGCACAACAGCCUCAGGGCUGGAGUGGUUACAGCCGCUACGAUUACCGCAACAACAAUCCCUACAUGCAUGGUGACCUGCGGGGCCAUGCUCCACACACUCACCAACCCCAGGUUGCCAGUGCCCUCACAGAUCCCACCCCAUCCAAGCAUGGGAGUGAUGUCUACAUGCAGUACCCAAAAUACCCACCACCUCCUGAAGAAGCACAGACAGCUGAACCUUACCAGCCUCAGCCUCAUGAAACCUACCAUGCCCAAAAUGCUGAAGCAUAUUAUUCACAAAAUGUGGAGGUCUUUCAGGGGCAUGGCGCUGAGGCUUAUCACACACAGACCACAGAAGAGUACCACAACCAGAGUGUAGAGACCUACCAUGCACAGAUGGCUCAGGCACAGGAGGACUUUGAUGCUGCUACUUAUUUGGAUAUGGACAGGUACAGGAUCCAGCAGGCAGUUAAACGGCUAUAUGACGGGUACCUGGCCGAGGGGCGGCUAGAGGCAGUGCGGGGUGGUGGUGGAAGGAAUCCCCAUGAGUCAUCCAUUGAACAUGACUCCCACAAUGACUCUGGCUACUCCACCAGGCUCUGCACAGGUUCACAGGGACCCUCACCUGCACUUUCAGGUGGCCAUGAGCACCUCACAGAAAAUGACAUGCGGCAGCACAUGGGAGGAGCCACACCGGAUGCUGUUCGUUGCAAACCCUUUGUGGAUGCUUCAAAGCAGGACCUCAACCGGGGGAGUGUUGGGGACCAAGGAAAGGCACCAGUAGAGGAAGGCUACCCAGUUCCUCCUCUUCUCCGAUACAAUGGCUUGCCAGCUGGAGCAGGCAAACCUAUACCUGGAGCAGCUCCCAAGUUUUCUACACCAAACCUGAGUGAUGACACCAUCAUCAUUGGGGAGUCAUCACUGGUGUAAGGGACACUGGCUGCAGGAUGAUGUGUGUCCUGCAUGAAGAACUAAGAAGGUUGCUCAUCAUUGGUAUUUUACCGUAUCCUAAGUGAGAUAUGAUAGAUAUAGUGUAUGGCCUUCCAUUAAGCAACCUAGAAAUGCAGGCUGGCCUUAUUUUUUAAAUUUACAUUCUAUUUUUAUAUCCUUCACAAUAAUGUGCCUUCUGAAAGAUUUAGUUUGUUUAAUUGUGAAAUGAAAUACAGUUUUUUAAUAUAAAUAUAAGAACAAGACAUUGAGGAAUGACUAUUUGUGUAUUAGAUGGCUCAAGGUAGCAAAGUACUUGUGUAGAGCACCAAAAGGGAUACAGCUGUUUGUGUACCAAAGGUCAGAGAGACAGUGAGGGAAGUUCAGGCCAGAACUAAAAGAGGAGCUGCUGCUUGCAGUGGCUGUCACCUCAGCUGCUGCUCUGUGAACUGUACAGUGUAAAUGAAAGUGACUUGUGUAUACCUCUUCCAUAUUGUAAGUACAUAUAUGUAAUUGUUUAUCUGUAUAAUUCUAAUCAGGAGUUUGAAUUAUUUUCAGUGUAAGAAAAUUAUGUAUAUUUAUGUAGAAUUUGAAAUCCUCACACAAGGGAUGUUUGUAAAGCAUACAAUGGCAUGUACAAAUGUAUAAUCACCACAAAUACUCAUUUUAGUCCAAGGAGCUCCUGACCAUGCAUGGAAUGUAUAUGUAAUGUAUAUCUUUACUUCUGUUUGUUUUUAAUUUACAAGUAUUCUGUGGAAACUUGGGCAGAUCACAAAAUAAUUGUAUUUAUAUUUUUAAAAAUUAUUAAAUUAGUUGUUUGUAAGAUCAAGAUUCUCUAAUAUCUGUAUGGUAUUUUCUGCUAGUAAAUUAAAUAUUGAUGGCAAAAUAAGCUGCCCAAAUUUUCACCUCAUCCUUUCCUCAUAAAAUGUUCACAUCUUGC
Messenger RNA from Portunus trituberculatus (swimming crab), 4545 nucleotides. RefSeq lists its product as uncharacterized. The record is from RefSeq and is a predicted model, not a curated record. The transcript is spliced from 14 exons. Bases 336 to 3608 code for a protein of 1090 amino acids. Lineage: Eukaryota; Metazoa; Arthropoda; Malacostraca; Decapoda; Portunidae. Gene Ontology annotation, molecular function: protein binding.